AUGGCAACAACCUUUACCAGCGCCGUCCUCGGCCAGCCCGAUAUCGCCGCCAUCGUCUUUGCGUUUCAGUUUGGACUCUACGAAGACGUGCGCCCGGCCUUCGAUGCGUGCAAUGAGUUGGUCGAGUUUAACGCUGGCCAACGCAGCUACGAGUGCGACGCGUCGUUUGGCCAAGCGUUUGCGCCUCCCGUCGAGUGCCCUUGGCACGACCGCCUUCCGCUGCACAUGGCGAUUUACCAGGGUUUGUUGCCACUCACCAAGCGCAUACUUCACUGCCGACCGGACCUCGCCUCGGAAGACGCCAUCCUCUUGGCCUUUCUGAGAAAUUACCUUGACAUUGUCGAGUUCCUGCUGAACGAGCGAGCGACCAUGCCCGAGCUCUCUCGACGUGUCAACUUCAAGAUUUCAUCGAACCGUUCUGGGGGUACGUUGACUCGAAGGCUCACGAAUGACGCAUGA
Molecule: messenger RNA, 459 nt
Organism: Saprolegnia diclina VS20
Lineage: Eukaryota; Oomycota; Saprolegniomycetes; Saprolegniales; Saprolegniaceae
Exons: 2
Coding region: 1-459 (152 amino acids)
Source: RefSeq, a predicted model, not a curated record